Anastrepha ludens (Mexican fruit fly) is the source of this 818-nucleotide messenger RNA. RefSeq names its product putative OPA3-like protein CG13603. The transcript is spliced from 5 exons. Gene Ontology annotation, cellular component: mitochondrion. Lineage: Eukaryota; Metazoa; Arthropoda; Insecta; Diptera; Tephritidae. Gene Ontology annotation, biological process: regulation of lipid metabolic process. The coding region runs from base 141 to 722 and encodes 193 amino acids. The record is from RefSeq and is a predicted model, not a curated record.
AAUAAAAUAUUAAAAAAAUGUCAAUUUUUUUUCUCUAAUUAAUGUCAAGUCAUCCGAAAUUAUGCUGCUAUUUCGUUAUAUUUGGAUUGAAUUGGCUGCAUAAACGGCUUUAAGAGUCUUAAUUACCGAAUCUUUGCGAGAUGAGUGCACUGCCCGUUUUUAAAUUGGGCAUGUUGGCAGUGCGGCAGUUGAGUAAAUAUGUCGCAAGUUUUAUUAAAGAAAGAGCGAAAAAGAAUGCCACAUUUCGCAAUUAUUUCUGUAUUGCACCGGCACAAUUAUAUAAUAGGAUUGAGAUAAGAACGAAGAUGUGGACCAUGAAGAUGGGUAAGCCAACAAAUAUCAAACCACUUUCAGAAGCCGCAGCCAUCGAUUUGGGCGCCAGUAUGCUGGGUGAAUUUGUUUUAUUUUUAAUUUGUGGUGCAGCAGUAGUGUCGGAAGUCUCGCGUCAGGUGCGUUCGGAACGGCGUAAAAGGGAAGAAAAAAUACAAGCGGCCAUAAAAUUAACCAACAACAUUUUAAGUAUGGAAGAAGCCAUUGAACAGCAAGAGGAGUAUAUAAAAGAAAUUAACAAAGCGUUGAGAGCUUUAGGUAAAAAGAUUGAGGUGCCGCCGGAUGAGAAAUUCCAUAGCAAAUUACUAAGGCCAAUUAUUGUAACAAAGUCGAUAGAGACGCAGAUUACGAUACCUACCAGGGAUAAGGGUCUGCAGGUUGAUCUAAGCUGAUGGAUAACAUACAUACUUGUACACAUAUAGGAUAUGGACAAUUAAAUUUUUUAUUCCAUGAUAUUAUAUUUGUAUUACAUAAAUAGCUUUCUCAAA